UCAUUAACCAUUCAAGAGAAGAAACUAAAAGCACUAAAUGUUUUAGAAAAACUCAGACCAGCAAAGAAUACUACAGAACUAGAAAUUGAAUAUACAAUUAUUGAGACUGCAAUAUAAAAGCAUAAUACAAAAAGUUUAAAAGAUAUUUUUCUGUCAACGGCACCGCGAAGAGGAUUUUUUAUUGCCCUGGUUGUCUGCACUACACAGCAAUGUUCAGGAAUUUUCGUAAUAUUGUAUUUUAUGGCUAGUAUAUUCAAUCAAACGGGUUCAAGUUUAUCGGGAAAUACUGUCGGAGCAAUAGUGGGUGUUUUCCAAAUGGCAACGUAUUGUGUUGCUGCUUAUCUUAUAGAAAAGUGCGGUAGAAGAAUCCUUAUCUUAACGUCUUCAUUUACUUGUGUAUUUCCUAUGUUCUUCUUGGGUUUAUAUUUUUACCUAAAACGUAUAGGUGCAAGUAUAAUCACUAAUAUUGGAUGGUUUCCCGUUGUUUGUGUAAUAGUUUUUAUAAUCUGUUACGGAAUUGGACUUGGUGCUAUACCUGUGGCUAUCGUAGGCGAACUUUUUUCCAGUGAUUUGCGAGCUAAAGGUGUGGGAAUGACUUUAGUUCUGGACUCCUUAGCAGUUUCUUUUGUAGUAUUUUGCUACCCGUUGGUGACAAAAACAUUUGGAAUUCACAUUUGCAUGUGGAUGUUUUGUUUUUUGUGUCUUUUGGGAUGUAUAACUUUGUACUUUAUACUACCAGAAACAAAGGGCAAAAGUUUUUGUGAAAUACAACAUCUGUUAUCCGAGGUCCAUUAGCUUAGGAUAUGACACUUAACAUGAUUUUUUAAUAUAAUACCUUUAAAUUUUUUUUAUACAGGGUGUUUUAUAGGAGAACGGAAAUACUUGAAUGGUGAAUAGAAGUCACUGAUGCAGUUCUGGAUAUACUACAUUUAUUGUCUCACCAAUAUAACCGAGUUGCAGGGUUUUUUAAUGAUUUUGCCCAUUUCUUUAUGGACCCAUACUUUUAGAACCACCUUGUAUUUUUUUUAUAUUUGGUACGGAAACAUCCAGGUCCGGACUAAAAAAUAAAUAUGACCUUGAAACUA
This is a messenger RNA of Diabrotica virgifera virgifera (western corn rootworm), 1085 nucleotides long. Its product is annotated as facilitated trehalose transporter Tret1-like. Gene Ontology annotation, biological process: transmembrane transport. Lineage: Eukaryota; Metazoa; Arthropoda; Insecta; Coleoptera; Chrysomelidae. Gene Ontology annotation, cellular component: membrane. The transcript has a single exon. The record is from RefSeq and is a predicted model, not a curated record. Gene Ontology annotation, molecular function: transmembrane transporter activity. Bases 241 to 795 code for a protein of 184 amino acids.